UCCAUUGCAGAUUUUUACCCGGAUCUUCGCUCUACUGCGUCUGCGCACUGACCAAGCCGCUGCCUUCCGCAUCUCUGUGACGUCACAUACCAGAAGUGACGACACAGGUUGCAUGGACUGUGGACGAAUGAUAAACAUUGAGGUCUAUUGGAUAUGCCAUAAAUGUCUGAUCUCUGGAGGUCUGGAAACUGGGAACUCUACUUUUAUCAAAAAAUGUGAGUAUUAAGCCCCUCCAUCCCUGGUGGACAGGGUGAGCUACAGACAAUAGCUGACCUUUACCAUUUAGCUGCUGAGUAUAAGCUACGGUCAGAGUAACUGCAAGCAAUAUUCUACUUGUGCUGGAAAGAGAAGCUCAGUGGUUCAACUAUUACUGCCAUUCCUUAGCAGGAAAGCUGGGGACUGAAUAGAAAUGAGUUCGGAACAGAAUAAACCACUCUUUGUUUGUGAGGUUUGCCAAGUUUCCUUCUCCUCAGUAUUAAAUUUCAGUAACCACAUAGGAGGAAUUAAACACUGGAAUGCAGUGAAAGAAGAAUCACCUGAACUCCUAGAAAAUAUACAACGUCUACAGUAUUUUCUUGAUACAUUUCUUACAGAUGAACCUAUGCUCGGUCUUGAGUAUAUUGUUGAGCAUUGUAGGAAUGGUACAUACUCCUACAAAUGCUUGUUGUGUGACACACAAACCCCAAGAGGGACCACAAUAUUGCAUCUAUGUGGAUCAAAACACAGAAUCGUAUACCUGAAAAAACACCAUCCUGAAUUAGUGGUGAAUCAACUACAUUUUUCUAAAAGAUCUGAAUAUACACAACAAUUAAAAUUGAUUGCAUCACAAGUAGAAAAAAUGCAUGGGAGAAAACGUAUAUUGCAAGAUGCAACUGAGAUUAAUGAAGGCAAGGCUGGUCCAAAUCCAGCUAAAGUUCCUAAAAUGUCCUCAACGGUCUUUCCUCCACCAAAAGGUGUAUCUCAAAUUUCCCCAGAAAACAAAAGUGUUAUGGAAAAUAAUAUGGUAAAUACAGAGAAAUUAAACCAACUGAAGGACUUUACAACAAAUAAUGACUUUUUGAAUUACUUGCGAAGCUUCCAAAUAAAAAAUGACGGUGAUGCCUCAUUUGUCCAACAAAUCACUAAGAAUUGCACUAAAGCACUGUUGACGUUUCGUGAAGAGCAAGCUAAAACUCAGGUUUUUUCCACUGUAGCAAGCAAUACUGAUUCAAAAAAUGAUAGUUCUUCAGACAAGGCAAUUCCACCCAUGUUUCAGAACACAAGCGAAGCAACUGAUGCUUUCUUUAAUAGCAUCAAAAACAUGAAUGCAUCUGAAGUCAUUGUUACAUUGAAAAAAAUUGCUGCUACAAACCCUGCAUUUCGAGGAUAGUUGACAAGUAUCUAAUCCCUGAGGGGGAUUUCCAAAAUGGGGCCCCGGCUCUCAGAGAGAGCGCAUUCGGUAGAAUAGGAGUGAUGGAGAUGCUCUAAUGCUGAAGAGGAUAAGAAUUUUGCGCAGGGGACCUGCAACCACACAAAAAAAUGAGAUUUUACAACUAUAAACCAAAACAAAUACAGUACAUUACCGCAAUUGAAUUUUGUUUAGUGUAUUUUGAAAUGUUCAUAUUCAUGUGAAUGUGCACUCACACACAUAACAUUUAGUCAGCUUUAUACUGUUAGCUGUUACUAUUUCAUUAAAUUGUUUAACUUUUUUCUUCUUCUAGAUAUAAAUAUACCAAGCCUUAUAAAACACUUGCAAGAAACUGGGAGAUUGAAGAAUUCAUGACAGUAGAAGAUAAAAAAGUUUUAAUUAUUAUGUUUCUCAUUUUUCAUUAUUUUUUAUUGUAUGGUGACUUUUUUUUCUCAUUACCUUGCAAAACUGAAAUCAUUGUUGGGUUUAAGAUUUUUUUUCUUUUAAAGGGGUUGUGCGCUGCCCUGCAGUUCGGAGCUCCACUCACAG
Molecule: messenger RNA, 1936 nt
Organism: Hyla sarda
Lineage: Eukaryota; Metazoa; Chordata; Amphibia; Anura; Hylidae
Exons: 17
Coding region: 410-1369 (319 amino acids)
Cellular component (GO): precatalytic spliceosome
Molecular function (GO): double-stranded RNA binding; single-stranded RNA binding
Source: RefSeq, a predicted model, not a curated record